Aspergillus heteromorphus CBS 117.55 is the source of this 590-nucleotide messenger RNA. RefSeq names its product DUF953 domain protein. Bases 86 to 478 code for a protein of 130 amino acids. The transcript is spliced from 2 exons. Gene Ontology annotation, molecular function: protein-disulfide reductase [NAD(P)H] activity. The record is from RefSeq and is a predicted model, not a curated record. Lineage: Eukaryota; Fungi; Ascomycota; Eurotiomycetes; Eurotiales; Aspergillaceae. Gene Ontology annotation, cellular component: cytosol.
CUUCCUCUUGCAAUCUCCAACUCCAGUCCCAUCUCAUUCGACACCGCCACCACCACCACCACCAACAACGACAACGACAACUACAAUGCCCCUCCUCACCAAAUGUCAAAUACCCACCUCAGCCGACCAGCUCGAGUUCCCCCCGAACGCCAACGUCCUGUUUGUUGUAUUCGUGACCUCCGACGACCCAGCGACGGGUCAAUCAUGGUGUCCGGAUGUCCGUGCCGCCUGGCCCGUUCUCGAGGCCACGUUCUCCCCCGCGGAUGCGCCCCAGCUGGCUGUUGUAGAGGUUGGACAGAAGCCUGAAUGGAAAGAUCCCCAGAACAUCUACCGGACUACGUGGAAGGUUCCGUGCAUUCCGGCGUUGAUGCGGUUUGAGCGCGUCCACGGAGAGACGGUGGAGACGGGGAGACUACUUGAGGGGGAGAUUCUGGAUCGGGAGAAGCUGGGGGAGUUUGUGGGGUUGUCUGUUGUAUGAUAGAUAGGUUCUUCUACUAUCUGGGUGAAUUUGGUUUCUUUUUAUGCUCGGACUACUCCGUAACUACUAAGGUCGAGGUUGUGUGAUGGAUGCGCAAUGUAAUCAAUACGAA